GAAUUUUAUAACGUCUCACAUCUUGUAUACACUUCCGCAUAUAAAAACAAACAGUGAAUAUUUUGUCAAUAAAAAAGUGAAAAAAAUCAAGGAAUUUAUAUUAUAGUAUACAAUAAUAAUUCAAAUAAAUGAAUUACAAUCAAGGUUAAAAUGAAUAGUGCGAAAAUUGACCAAAAAGCGUACCUUAAACGUUAUCUAUCCAAUGACAAAGAUAAAAAGAAGAAGAAAAAGAAAAAAGAUAAAUCCGCCAGCAAAUCAAACGUUCGAAUAAUAGAUGCCGAUGACUUCAGCUCGCACGUUCAACAUGAAAUCGAGGAUGAGAACGAGUUGUUCGGCUUAGGCGAAGAGGCGCCACAAAUCGUAGGAGUCAUCGAUGAGCGUCCUCCGGAAUUGAAAGCUAAGGAAGAUUUCAGUAGCAGCAAAUGGAAGAAGUUGGCAGCGGACAGUAGCGACGCGUGGGGCAGAAAGGCACCUGGCUUGGUCAAGAAUAUUCCGGCUGUAAGAAUAGGCCAAAGCUCGGCCAGCUUACGACAUGAGAGCUCUCCAAGAAGGGAUAAACGUGGAUCGGAUUCGGACCAAAGCCCUCAGAGAAGGGGUCGAGAACGUAGCACGCCAAUAAGGAACUAUCGUCGGGCUAGCACGAGCCAAAGCCCACCGAGGAAGCCAAGCACAAGUAAGAGAAAAGAUUCGGAUGAAAGUCCACCCAGAAAGAAAGAAGGGGACAAACGUAGAUACGAUUCGGAUCAUAGCCCACUUAGAAGCAAGUCUGAUAGUCGAUCAAGAAGAGACAAAGAUAAAAGUCCACCACGACGUGCUCAUAAGGAUCGAAGACGUAAGAAUUCCGAUGAAAGCCCCCCUAGAGGAAGGGGAUCCGAUUCCGAUCAAAGCCCUCCGAGAAAGCGACAAGAUGACACGCGUCAUGGUAGGACGCGAAUGGAUUCUGGAUCGGACAUCAGUCCACCAAGGCGUUCGAAAAAAUCCGAUCAUGAUCGGGUACGAAUUAAACAAGAGCGAAGUCCAUCUCGGACGUUGGAAUUUAAUUUGCGAAAGGUAAAACAAGAACCUUCUGACUCCGAUGAAAGCCCACCUAGACGAAGACAACGUUCUCCAAGCUCCGAUCAAAGUCCACCCCGUCGGGUGAAACGUGAGCACGAUCAUUCAUCCAGGAGAAUCAAAAGCGAGCGGAGAAGCGAAUCUCCCCAGCCAGGACCGUCCCGAAAGAUGACCACCACAUUGGAUGGAAAGCGCGCUGGACUGCAGGAUGCUCGGGCUUUGAAAGAGGAAACUGAGAAGUUCCGAAGGCGAGAGACCGAACUGUUCGACAACAUGUCCGCCGAUGCAUCCGGGCGAUAUGCCAAAACGGUGACCCGCGAAAAGUCCGGAAAGCGACGGGACGUGGAAGAGGAGUUGCGUAAGGAGUUUGAAAAGCGGAAAAGAGAUGAUAAGAAGAAGGAGAUUUAUACCCGUUGGGGAAAGGGUGUGAAACAAGUAGACGAGUAUAAAACCCAACUGGAGGAGGCAGCUCACGAGAUGAGUAAACCAUUGGCGCGAUACAAAGACGAUGAAGAUUUGGAUGAAUAUUUGAAACAUCAGGAACGCAUCGGUGAUCCAAUGUUGGAAUACAUUCGGAGCAAGAAAAAGGAAAAGGAUCGCCAGGAGGGUCGUCCCCAGAAGCCUGUCUACAAGGGAGCCUUUCCGGACAAUCGGUUCGGAAUUCGCCCGGGUUAUCGUUGGGAUGGCGUGGAUCGAUCCAACGGUUUCGAGAAAAAGUGGUUCGAAAUGAUGGGCAAAAAGAAGGCCGUCGAAGAGGAAGCCUACAAGUACAGCGUGGAAGACAUGUAAUUUGUUGUAAGUAUCUUCUGUUUAAUGCCGUUUAUAUACAAUUUCAAUCAUCUUUAGUUU
Molecule: messenger RNA, 1902 nt
Organism: Armigeres subalbatus
Lineage: Eukaryota; Metazoa; Arthropoda; Insecta; Diptera; Culicidae
Product: BUD13 homolog
Exons: 3
Coding region: 151-1842 (563 amino acids)
Biological process (GO): mRNA splicing, via spliceosome
Cellular component (GO): U2-type spliceosomal complex; RES complex
Molecular function (GO): RNA binding
Source: RefSeq, a predicted model, not a curated record